Messenger RNA from Apis florea (little honeybee), 668 nucleotides. RefSeq names its product cuticular protein 6 (gene CPR6). The record is from RefSeq and is a predicted model, not a curated record. Gene Ontology annotation, cellular component: extracellular matrix. NCBI's taxonomy places the organism in Eukaryota, Metazoa, Arthropoda, Insecta, Hymenoptera, Apidae.
CGCGCUGUUUUCGCAUACGACACACACACACGCACACACACAUACACGCGCAUACGCACACACGUACGUGCAGCGACGAGCAACAUGUCGAAGUUUCAGAGCCUGUUAUGCCUGUUAUGCGCGACGAUCGCAUCGAGUCGCGCAGUGGUGUUAAGCGGGUAUAACGGGGGGCACGGGAUCUCUUACACGGAUUACGAGGGCCUCGAAGGAUACUCCUCUCAGUACGAAGGACACGCCGUGUUGCCGACGGUGGCGGUUCCGGUUCACGCGGUUUCCGCCUCGCCCGUUCACGUUACGCCCACUCUUGAUCAUCACGGAUACGAUCAUCACGCGGAUCACGGCCACGAUUACUACGCCCAUCCGAAAUACACGUUCAAUUAUGGCGUCCACGAUCCUCACACAGGGGACGUGAAGACCCAGCACGAGGUUCGCGACGGGGACGUGGUGCACGGGUCGUACAGCGUCAACGAGCCCGACGGAAGCGUGAGAAUCGUCGAGUACACGGCGGACGACCACAACGGUUUCAACGCGGUUGUUAAAAAAGUUGGCCCGGCCAUUCACCCGAAACCCAUCCCCGUGGCCAAGUACAUCUCAUCCCCUGCGUACUACAACAGUUACGAGGAAUACGAGAAGCAUCACUACUAACUUCUGUUGCUUAUCGUGUGUCU